Molecule: messenger RNA, 331 nt
Organism: Symbiodinium natans
Lineage: Eukaryota; Dinophyceae; Suessiales; Symbiodiniaceae
Source: the annotation of a GenBank genome assembly
GUCAGUUGUGAAUCGCCUCGACUCCUCAAGGAGUGGCGACAUCAAGGAUGGCCACUACCCGCACGGCAUCCCUCGUGAGGACCUCAGGGCCCUCUUCGCAGAAGCCGAUGCGGAUCGCUCCGGUGAGGUCUCCGCAAUGGAAUGGUCCACGAUGCUGUAUCGGCUUGAAGUGUCUACUUGGCCGACUCCGGACGCCGUGAACGUGCCGAGGGCCGUCAUGACGAUCAACAGCGCUGCUGCGAAGUGGGGGACCUUAGAGCGAGACACUGAACAUGAUCCGUCACCGGGCGCCCGGUCUUGGGUUGAACAAGAAGAAGAUCUCGGACUCUGA